Fusarium sp. VM40 is the source of this 411-nucleotide messenger RNA. The record is from the annotation of a GenBank genome assembly. NCBI's taxonomy places the organism in Eukaryota, Fungi, Ascomycota, Sordariomycetes, Hypocreales, Nectriaceae.
AUGGCUUUCACUCUCUUCAAGGCUCUUCUGGUACUUGCCACAGCUGCUUCUUUUGCAUCUGCCAGCGUGAUUCCACCUAAUGUCGACCCGGACUUCUGGAAAGCUGAAAUGGCUAGCUCAGCAUCCUAUGACCCUACCCUCGGGAAAUCUAAGAUCAUCAAUGGAAGCGAGAUCGAUAUCGGUUCCAACGACAACCUAGAGUUCUUGGACACUACCGGUGAAACUGGCCAACGCACCAAAAAGCGCGAUAUCUUCGACCCCGUGCUCACCUUCGGCUCAUGCUUUGACUGGCCCGGUGGCAGUCCCGGUAGCAAGUUGAACCCCUACCUGAACAACUUUCUCAACUGUGUUCAAGAUCUCAAGAACAAGGAUAAGGGUGAUUGGACAAACCUUGGCCCUAAAGGCGAAUGA